UCAUAUUAUUUUCAUCUAGUCCAGUCGUGUGAUGUUGCAUCUGUUUUGCACUCACGUCUUAUCCUUCUCCCUGCUGAUGGCGUCCCCCCUGGUGAGUGCCAGCGUGUCAAACAGCUUUAAAGUCUGCCGACAUGUUUUCUACAUGCAGACACCACCUGCAGGGAUGAAGGGAACCAGCCUGAGGAGCAUUUGCCAGAAGUUUGCGGACAAACUGCGCUACGCCACCUUGUAUGACGGCAGUCGCCGCCUUCCUCUCUACUCAGCCUACGUCUUUCAGAAGUCUGAUGGGAAGAGGAGGAUGGACACCCCAUGGAUGUAUGAGCCACAGUUGGUUUCUGAUGGUGAGAAUAGCAACAUGAGAGCACUUCCCCUCACUGAAGACACUCCCCCUCUGAUUGAGGACAGCCAGGCUGUGUUGGAGGACUACACAGAUGCUGUAGAAUACAGACGUGGCCCACUGAAUCCUGACCUGCACCAAUCAGAGCCAGACGAUAAAUCAUCCACAUAUACACUGACCAAUGUCGUCCCAUUAAUCACAAACUUCCUGGAGACUUCCUGGAACCCAUACUUGGACAUCAUCCGUCGUCGCCUCAACAACUUCUGCCACGGCAAAUCUUUCAUGGUGACGGGGGUGACCAUUUCUGGGGCGACCAUCCAGCGAGAGAACAGGGACCGCCUGGCAAUCCCAAAACACGUGUGGCUGGCUUACUGCUGCCCACGGUUUGACCGUAACUCUCCGUAUGAGGUGAGGUUCAUGUUCCCUAGUUAUGGAGGCUAUGCGUUGAAUGAACAGACUGACCACAGUGUGGUGGAGGUUCCUCUGAAGACUCUGGAGAGCUUCUUGAGGAGCCAGACGGACAUAGACAGUGACCUGACUAUUUUCUACAAGGGCUGUGUGUCAGAAAACACCUUCAAGAAAAGGAGAGACCUGACCGUUGUUUCAGUAUGAUGGGACAUCUUGAACUGGAUGCACGGUCAUGGAUGAAGUGCAUGAUGAAGUGUAAAAACAGGACUAGCCAUUUCAUGGUUAACAUGGUGCAGGCCCUUUAAGUAUGGGCCAUGGCACAGUUGACCAGUUGAGUUGGCAUCACCAAAGGACGUAGGGUGUAACUACACAGUAAGGGGCACCAGAUAAUACCAGAUAAUAAAAAGAAUGAUCAAAAUUGCAGCAGCAGAGCCUGAGAUUUCCUUUUAUACUUUUUAUUUUACACAAUAUCAAGUAUUACCAGAUCCACUUUUCACUGUGCAAGUGUAAUUCAUAGAUGUCAUGUGUAAAGAGGAGAC
This is a messenger RNA of Chelmon rostratus (copperband butterflyfish), 1284 nucleotides long. Its product is annotated as endonuclease domain-containing 1 protein-like. The record is from RefSeq and is a predicted model, not a curated record. Bases 32 to 949 code for a protein of 305 amino acids. NCBI's taxonomy places the organism in Eukaryota, Metazoa, Chordata, Actinopteri, Chaetodontiformes, Chaetodontidae. Gene Ontology annotation, molecular function: metal ion binding; hydrolase activity; nucleic acid binding. The transcript has 2 exons.